Molecule: messenger RNA, 1129 nt
Organism: Uloborus diversus
Lineage: Eukaryota; Metazoa; Arthropoda; Arachnida; Araneae; Uloboridae
Exons: 3
Coding region: 172-600 (142 amino acids)
Source: RefSeq, a predicted model, not a curated record
CUUGUGGAUGCUCUUGCAACGGAAAAUUCAUUUUGUGAUGAUGAUCCUUGCGUUUGUGCAAAACUAAAAGAAUCUAAAGCAGCUGUGACAUUGCUAAGGAAACGACUAUUAUCAAUUUUCCUUUGGCCAUACCUACUUUCCAAGACGUAUUUCACAGAUGAUCACAAUGCUAUGCUGGAAGAAACUGAAUUCCCAGAAACAGCAAUUCGGGAUAAUCGUCAUGAGGUGAAAAAGAUUUAUAAAAACAGAAGAAAGAAGAAAAAGCGUGGAGUAAAAAAGGGCUCUAAACGUUCAGUUUCUGUGAAAAAGGCAUAUGGAAUUAAAGUUCCACCUGCAGCUGUUUUGAAGAAAACUAAAGAUGUUGAAAUGCAUGCAUCAGAAUUUAUCAAUAGGAGGAAAAGAAUUAAACUGGAAGAAAAAGACUCGAGUGAAAUUGUGCAAAGUAGCACUUCUCCAGGUGGAAGCAUUGUUCCUAGCAGUCCCUUUCCAAAAAAUACUAAUGGAAAUGCUUCUUUGCCUUCGCCCAAUGCUAUGGGGCCAAAAACGAAUCUAAGUUUACCUGCUGUACGUAAGAGGAGUAAAAGAAGGCGUUUGAAGUGAACAAAUUUCCGUUGUUUCUUUGUAUUACUCUUUUAUUAAACCUUACUGUUUUUACAAAAAUAAUUUAAUUUCUAGAGCAAUAUUUUUUUUGUUCGUACUCACAAAUGUGUAUAUAUGUAUAAAAUCAUUUUAAUUUGCUUCAUUAUUCAUUAAUUUAAAAAACUGGUUUUUAUUUUUCUCACAAAGAUGCAGGACCGGAUUUAGGGGAGGGCAGGCGGGGCUACUGUCCCGAAGCCUCCACAACAAAGGGACCCCACAAUAAAAUUUUUACAAAAUAUCCUAACUUUCACGAGUCGAAAAUAUCGGAUAUAUAUACAGUAAAACCUGUAAAGUUGACCACCCUUGUAAGUUGACCACCUGUCUAUUUUGACCGCUUUUGUCAGGAACGGAAUUAGUCCUAACCCAUAUAAUGAAGGAAAACCUCUGUAACUUGACCACCUCUCUAUCUUGACCACUAAUAUUCGCCAAAUUUGGUUUGGAGUAUUGUAAAAAAUCCUUUGUAAGUUGACCACUUGGUUUAUUUUUUUAA